Messenger RNA from Sabethes cyaneus, 1587 nucleotides. RefSeq names its product 37 kDa salivary gland allergen Aed a 2-like. Gene Ontology annotation, biological process: sensory perception of smell. Gene Ontology annotation, molecular function: odorant binding. Bases 59 to 1528 code for a protein of 489 amino acids. The record is from RefSeq and is a predicted model, not a curated record. Lineage: Eukaryota; Metazoa; Arthropoda; Insecta; Diptera; Culicidae. The transcript has 6 exons.
UGACUUUUUUUAUUAUAUAGAAAAUUAAUCUUGCUUAAAAGAAUCCGGUAACAUUAGUAUGGCGAAGAAUAAUUUUGUCGUUGUAACUCUAUUGAAAAUAAUUACACUGUGUUUAAUGACGAUAAGUUGCAUUCUUGCGGACUCAAAUCCUCCGUCUGGAAUAGACGGAUGUGAACGAAAUUUGCCAGAAAAGUUCCGUGCGCGACUUUGUGAAAUGCGACAGUACAUAAUUAUCGAGGAAGCCGGCGAGGAGGAUCAUCUGAAUUGCAUCUUUAACGAGCUAGGUUAUCUCACGGAGCAGGGUGAUGUCAAAAUCGAUAGAAUUCGGAGAGAUUUUGAAAUAACUCACAACUUGAAUGACGAAGUUCAGGCAUCCAUUGAGGAGUGCCACUCGGCUUUGCAAAAAGUGGCACCCAACGAAAAGAAACCAUUUGCCUUCUUCGAGUGCAUGCUGUACAGCGAUAACUUUGAGCAGUUGAGGGAUGUGAUCGAUUUCAGAGAAAUUUACGGUAAUGAUGGUCCUGAAAAUGGCUACGAUCCCAAAGUUGUCGCAAAGGCGGUGAAAGCAAUCGACGACAAAUUGUGUCCUCGCAGUCAGUGCUCGGAUGAAGAUGAGGAAGACAUUGACGAGAGCGUUUCGUUUUCUCCGGAUGAUGCAUUAUUUAUAUCUACACGUUGUUUUGAUUUACAUCUUAGCAAGAACAUUGCUGCACGUCAGCAUUUUGGGAGACCUAACGAAGGAGUAGAGUGUUUUACAAAAUGUGUUCUUGAAAAUUUCCUCAUAUAUUCACGUCAUUCUCUUCACUAUAAGUCGAAUGCAAUAUCUGCUCAAUUUAGUGACUAUGGUGAUUAUUUAGAUCUUCAAGAAGAACAGGUUAAAAGUCUCAUAGAUGACCUUAAUGGAAAGACCAUAAGGAAAGAUUCUUGUGAGGAGAUAUACACAAGCUUCAUUGAAAUCUUCGAACGCCACAAUGAAACUAUGCGAAAGCUUUUUCACCAUCCCAGUUAUGCCAACAGUAUUUAUAACCGUGCUCUCCCACAUAUAAAACUACCCAACGAAACAUAUCCUGCGUUUUGUGAACGAAACUACCACGAAGUUCUUGCUGGAAAAUUAUGCGAAAUUCGAAAAUUUUCGCAUGGAUUAGAACACAAAAGCAAUCUCAAAGAUCCCAUAAGCUGUAUUUUCAAGGGUUUCCGUUAUCUGACUCCUAGUAACGACAUCAACGCUCGGGAAGUGCGUCGCGAUUUCAAACUGAUCGGAAGGUUGGAUCAACAGAGCCGAAAGGAUAUUCACCUGUGUACCAGGAAGGCUCAGCAAGUAUGCACCGAUGAAAGGGCGUAUUUCCUGUACGGGUGCUUGUUGAACAGUACAUCUUCGUCUGCUUUCAAAGAAGCAUUCGAAAACAAAGAAAUCCUUUCCGGAGACUACACAAUGAUUAUUCAAGGACUACCCUACAAUAAGCAGCAUGUUAGAGAGAAAAUUGACCAAAUUGAUAGUCAAAUUUGUCCAGAAGAAACCGAACAAUAAGUAUCUACAAACUUACAUGAUGAUCGAAGACAAAACAUACGUAAUAUUUCUAGUAAAAA